AUGAAGAGUGCCUUCACUAUGGAACUUGAUGAUGAGUUCCCUUGUCCUACUGAAAAUGAUGAAUCCGACAGUGAAGAUGAGAACACAGCAAUGCUCUCUCAGUGGACAAGCCAACCACUUUCACAUUUUGAAGGAUGGAUUGGGUGUGCUGCUCAUCAGCUACAGUUAGUAGUACAUGAUGGCUAUAAAGAGCUUUUAAAUUACCGUAGAGUUCAAGCUGCAUUUAAAAAGGCGAAGGCUAUAUGUACUCUCUCGCGUCAAUCAAGCCAUUUUCGUUAUGCAUUACAAGAGAAAAGGAUACCUACUGCUAAUGAAACACGAUGGAACUCUUGUAACCACUUAACUCUCACUAUUACUACUACUGAUAAAGAAAAUCUUCAAGGUGUAGUAGAUGUCCUGGAAUACUUUGCUGAAGGAACGGAUAUCCUACAACGGGAAAAUGAACCUACCUCUUGUCGUGUUAUUCCUGUCGUUGACUCUUUAGAAAAUGCAAUUAAUAGUGUUCCAAGAGAUAAUACAGCUAUUAAUGCAUUGUGUGAAGCUCUCAAGAAUAGCUUAGAAAAGCAUUUCAGAUACUUACUUGACUCUGCAGUUCAUCAAGCAUCAACUGCCCUUGAUCCGAGAAUCAAACUCACUUUUACAAACAGUCAUACUGAAGGCAAGUUUUUCAAGUUUUAUCCAACCACUGUAAAGGAUAAAAUCAAAGAACUUUUACCUCAAACUGAUUCUAUUGCUCCGCCUACUACUGAAGCUGUAUCUACACCCACUACUAAUGAUAUUCCUUUAGAUUUAGAAGCACAGCCACAAAAGAAGAAACGUCUCUUAGAUUUCAGCAGUGUUGUAGUCCAUGGCAGUUCUACUAAUGAAAAUGAUGUCGAAUUACAAGUGUACUUUGAUCACCCUACAUUAGAUAUGAAACCGUUAACUUUUUGGUGUGAGCGAAAGGUUACAUCAUUAUCUACUUUAGCAUUACAAUUACAUUCAGUACCAUCGAGUUCUGCACCAGUUGAACGCCUUUUUUCAAAAGCUGGGAUUGUUUUAAGUCAGAGACGAACUCGUUUGAAAAAUGAACAAUUAGAACAAUUACUUUUCUAUAAAUAA
This is a messenger RNA of Amphimedon queenslandica, 1101 nucleotides long. RefSeq names its product zinc finger BED domain-containing protein 4-like. Gene Ontology annotation, molecular function: protein dimerization activity. The transcript has 2 exons. The coding region runs from base 1 to 1101 and encodes 366 amino acids. Lineage: Eukaryota; Metazoa; Porifera; Demospongiae; Haplosclerida; Niphatidae. The record is from RefSeq and is a predicted model, not a curated record.